AUGGUCAGUUCCUGUUGUGGCUCUGUCUGCUCUGAGGAGGGCUGUGGCCAAGGCUGCUGCCAGCCCAGCUGCUGCCAGACCACCUGCUGCAGGCCCAGCUGCUGUGUGUCCAGCUGCUGCAGGCCCCAGUGCUGCCAGUCUCUGUGCUGCCAGCCCACCUGCUGCCGUCCUAGCUGCUGCAUUUCUAGCUGCUGCAGACCCAGCUGCUGUGUGUCCAGCUGCUGCAGGCCUUCUUGCUGCAUUUCUAGCUGCUGCAGGCCUUCUUGCUGCCGUCCCAGCUGCUGUGUGUCCAGCUGCUGCAGACCCCAGUGCUGCCAGAGUGUGUGCUGCCAGCCCACCUGCUGCCGCCCCAGCUGCUGCCGACCCUGCUGUGGUAGUUCCAGCUGCUGUGUGUCCAGCUGCUGCAGACCCCAGUGCUGCAUCUCCAGCUGUUGUCGCCCUAUCUGUUGCCAGACCACCUGCUGCAGGACCACCUGUUGCCGCCCAGCAUGCUCUAGUGGUUCUUGCUGCUGA
This is a messenger RNA of Mus pahari (shrew mouse), 513 nucleotides long. Its product is annotated as keratin-associated protein 4-6-like. NCBI's taxonomy places the organism in Eukaryota, Metazoa, Chordata, Mammalia, Rodentia, Muridae. The record is from RefSeq and is a predicted model, not a curated record. Gene Ontology annotation, cellular component: keratin filament. The transcript is spliced from 2 exons. The coding region runs from base 1 to 513 and encodes 170 amino acids.